Molecule: messenger RNA, 1075 nt
Organism: Salvelinus namaycush (lake trout)
Lineage: Eukaryota; Metazoa; Chordata; Actinopteri; Salmoniformes; Salmonidae
Product: 2,4-dienoyl-CoA reductase, mitochondrial-like
Exons: 9
Coding region: 1-699 (232 amino acids)
Biological process (GO): fatty acid beta-oxidation
Cellular component (GO): mitochondrion
Molecular function (GO): 2,4-dienoyl-CoA reductase (NADPH) activity
Source: RefSeq, a predicted model, not a curated record
AUGUGCAAGUUUAAGUAUAGCACAAAGUUGUCCAGCACUGGGACCAGGGCAUUGAGUGAGACUGAAGCUGCUGUGGACCAACUGGUGGAGGUUGCUGGUCUCCCUGAUGUGGUGAUCAACAACGCUGCAGGGAACUUCAUCUCCCUGUCAGAGAAGCUGUCUGCCAACGCAUGGAGGACCAUCACAGACAUUGUCCUGAACGGCACGGCCUUCUUCACCCUGGAACUGGGCAAGAGGCUGAUACUGGCCGAGAAGGGUGCUGCAUUUCUGGCCAUCACCACCAUCUACGCAGAGACCAGCUCUGGAUUUGUGGUGCCCAGCGCAGCUCCUAAGUCAGGAGUGGAAACUCUGUGCACGUCUCUGGCUGCGGUGUGGGGGAGGUACGGCUUGAGGUUUAAUGUCAUCCAGCCAGGACCAAUCAGAACCAAGGGGGCCUUCAGUCGUCUCGAUCCCACGGGCAUGUUUGAGAAGGCCAUGAUCGGCAGGAUACCCGUGGGCAGGCUGGGCACGCCUGGAGAGAUUGCCAACCUGGCAGCCUACCUGUGCAGUGACUAUGCCUGUUGGGUGUCUGGAGUGAUCUUUCGAAUGGACGGUGGAGAUUAUGUCUCCAUGGCAGGAGAAUUCAAUGAUCUGAGGAGGGUCACUAAGGAGCAAUGGGCUAUGAUGGAGACCAUGAUCAGGGGCACCAAGGGAUCCUAAGAAGUCAAGAUGGGAACAUGAUACUAACUCUACCCCUGUUAAUGCUCCAGGGAAACACAGACACACAGACCUUGUCCUCCCCCACUGAACAGAGGGUGCUUGACAGUGUCUGAUGCCAUAGGACAAGCACCAAACAAGCACAACGGAGGAAACGUCCUUUCAAUCCAACACAAAGCACCAGUUCACUGACCCUCCUGCUAAAGCUGUGUGUAUGCGUCUCACAGGGUUGGAGUAUAUCCAGGAUAAACACUAUUACUCUGAUUGUGGUGUCAGCAACACUUAGCUGAGAAAAUGAAAUGUGGUGGAGUUUUAUUUACCUAUCCUAUGAGGUUUGUGGAAAUGUCCAAUUGAAAAAAGCUACAAUUUAAUCUGGUUA